GCGCGUGGGCAUACCCAAUCAGGAAGUAACAUUUGACGCUAACAACGUCGCACUCCACCCCUCACCAAGCUCACCGUACCGCACCUCUUGCAAGACAACCGAUCAAAUCGCGGCCACUCCGGGGCCACAGCAAUGUGGGUGCAAGAUGUCGAAAUACAUAUCGUGUAUGGCGACGAGCGUACAGCUCGGUUCCAAAAGGUUCCCCGACAGUCAUGAACGACCACAAAUCAAAGCAUGGCGAUGUGAUUUGACUGCUUUGUCUCGAAGUCACAACCUCUACUUCGUAGCCUGUAACGACACUAUCCAUGUCUACCAACCCAAGUUCCCGGAUCAGUCGAUACGAGGCGAACCAGAGUUGUUACUACACCCACCCACAUCAUCGCCAUUUCUACAGCCUGGGAUCGACUACGAAGACUCACAUUCGAUUACAAGACUUCAUGUAGACUACCUUGGCCAAGACGAGAUCAUUCUCAUCACCUGCGAUGAUGGCGAUGUGAUCGGGUACCGCACCGAGGAAAUUCAGCGUGUGCUCGACAAGCGGACGGAGAUAUCAGACGACGAAAGCGAUUUCCAGAUCGAAGAGACCGUGAGAACUUUCCUCCACCGUAACGUUGGUGCCAGCGCCUGGGGCUUGGCCAUCCACCGGGAAGCACGGAUGAUCGCGAUCAGCGCAAACACCCACAAAAUCACCGUUAUCGCUUAUGCAUUGGCGCAACCAAACAAGACCCCAGACGGCUCCUCUGUUGAUUCAUCUGACUCGGAGCUCGAAGACUGUUCCGGUGAAGAAGAUCCAGCAGACUUUCCCUCCCCACGACGGCAAGACCAUGUCAUAACACUCUCUGCACGACACAACAUCCCUUCAGUCUCGUUCAACGACAGCGGUGAUGACCCGUCAGGGCGGUGGCUCUCAAGUUGCUCGAUCAACGGCGAAACCUUGCUAUGGGACCUGUACAACCCAGCCAAGCCUGUUCGAACCAUUCAGCUCGGCUUCUGCGCGAGUGUCAAGGACCCCACCAAGGCACCGAAGCUCAGUCCCGGCAGCUGCGCAUGUUUAAGACCCAGCAAUUUUCCACACGCAAUCUGGAGUACCAUGUUUCUACAGGCGAGCACUGCGUACGAAGACCCGUCAUUGCAAGACUCGACGUUACCCUCUGAUCACCCUCUUCCCUAUAUCGAGGACGUUAGUGGGUGUAAGAAUCGAUUUUCCGUCAAACCGCGUAAGACUCCUCCUGCGGUGAUAGCCCUUCCCAACGACGGCUUGUCAGGUGUUGGAUCGAGUGAAAUGGACGUGUCAGGGACCGAGUCGGUCGCUUCCGAUGACAGCGAAUCUCAACCGUCGUCACCACAACCUACCGGCAUUGAACAAUCCCAGCAGUCAAACGAAGCGGAGGCAGCACCAGAUGCACUCACUGGGGAAUCGGAUGCGGAUCAGCUGCCUCAAGAGCCAAUUCAAUCAUUAGAAAACACUCUUGGUGCCCCUGCUGACGAUGGAGGCACGUCCCACAAUACACCUGCGCCAUUCUCACCACCUCCUCAAAUACCCAGUACUGUCAUCAAUACUCUCGGUGUGUGGUUCCAGCCUCCGAAUCAAAGUACCGCGACCAUCGUGUGGGACGAUGAUGGCAGUGGGACAGAUGAUGAACUGUUCAUACCGUCAACUGCGCAAGCUCACAUGGCCUUUGCGAACGCGAUUCGACCGACCCGGGCGUACUGCGAAGUUACGACAGCCUUCACCUUGGCAAGACAGUCUCAAAUCACUUCACCGCUUCUGAUAGUCACGAAAGAGGACAUAUACCUCUAUCAAAGGCCCCUCGACUAUGUUGGUGACCACUCAGAUCCUAUCGUCACCAUUCGCCGACCCCUACACCCAUCUGAGCGAGAGAAGCCGUUCCCAUUCAUCCCCGGAUCUCAUGAUAGACAUUGCUACACAACUCACAUACCCGAACUGGGCGUCUUCAUCAUUGCCUCACCAAACGGCCGCGCCGGCAUCUUUGCUCUGACGAGAACGAACUCCAAGAAUCAGGCUCGGCCUUUGUAUAGCUUCCACCUCGAAUACGUCUUACCAUUUGUGAAUGAUGACGAGAACAAAGUUUGGGAUGUCGAAGGCGCGAGGCUAAUCGGUGUUGCGGCUGGGCCGGUCCAAUGUAUGCUGGAUAGGUCAGACGAGCUUAAUGAUGACGAUGAGGAUGUUGUUCGAGAGGAUACAAAGCUUGGCACGCGGAGGUGGAGAGUAAUGAUGUAUUUCACGGAUCACACCGUUUUGGCGUUUGAGCUGGGGAAGCGGAGGGUGAGCGAGACACCGGAGGUUGGCGAAUUGGUUGUAUAGGUUCUAUGGAGACGCGUUCGGGGUACAUUUGCAGACUUGGAGUGCGUUGAAAGGUUGUAUUGGUUUGUAUUCUGCUGUAUUCUAUCAUUACAUUUCCCCUUCUCGUUCAGCACCAACCAG
This is a messenger RNA of Macroventuria anomochaeta, 2446 nucleotides long. RefSeq lists its product as uncharacterized. Gene Ontology annotation, molecular function: protein binding. The record is from RefSeq and is a predicted model, not a curated record. Lineage: Eukaryota; Fungi; Ascomycota; Dothideomycetes; Pleosporales; Didymellaceae. Bases 146 to 2326 code for a protein of 726 amino acids. The transcript is spliced from 3 exons.